GAGAAGCGGCCUCGCGUUAAGGUUAGGGCCUAGAGGCGCGCCCCCUACCGGGCGGCCGGCGCGGAACAGCCGCGCGCCGGGCCUGGCGGGCAUUUAUUGGGCGAUCGCGGGGCUCUGCGUGCGGGCUUCCUGCGGAGCGCGCGCGGGAGCCCAGUCGCUAAGGCGCGGGUGCUCCGCACUUCCGCCGCCGCCCGGACCCGAGCACCGGACGGCGGGGCCGCUGCGGGGAGCAGGGCCCGCGGCGGGCCGGUAGGGGGCGCGGCGGGGACCGGGCGGCGCGCACCUCCACGGUUCCUCAGAUGGCGGCCGCGGGCGCGGGGCCGGGCCCCGGGCCAGGGGCGCCCCCGGGGCUGGAGGCGGCCCUGCAGAAGCUGGCCCUGCGGCGGAAGAAAGUGCUGAGCGCGGAGGACAUGGAGCUGUUCGAGCUGGCGCAGGCUGCGGGCGGCGCCAUGGACCCCGACGUGUUCAAGAUCCUGGUGGACCUGCUGAAGCUGAACGUGGCGCCCCUCGCCGUCUUCCAGAUGCUCAAGUCCAUGUGCGCUGGGCAGAGGGUGGCGAGCGACUCCCAGGAUCCCACGGCCGCGCCCCUGCCCACGCCCAGCGUGCCUGAGACCCGAGAGGCCUCCUUUCUCUCUGCCCGGAGCCGUAGCCCCCCCGCGAGGCCCUCCUUUUCCUGCGCCCCGCAGCCUGCGGCCUCUCCGGUUCUGCUCCACGGCCCAGCUGCCGCGCACUCGCCUCUCUCUCCGGGGCCCCCCGGUUCCCUCCGGUUCUCUUGCUGCCUGUUCUCUCCUUUUGCAGGUUGCGUUUAUUGGUUUAUUUCUGGGGGUUGGUACUGUUUCCAUGGAAACCACCAUAGCCUCCAGAAAGAGCAGCUCUGUGCUGCAGGGGCACGUGCGGGGCUGUCAGCCCCCGAACUGGCUGUCUGGAGCAUCAGCCCCCGGGGUCCCCCUUGCCUGGUUCCUGAGCUGGGGAUGUGGCCACUCCAGCCCUCGCUCAGUGCCAAGAGCACAGCGGGGCAGCUGCGCUCUUCUCCAGCUGCACCUGGCCUGCCGGGCACAUCCGCGCGGGGACCAUUAGCCAGAGGUGUGGGUCGAGGGUUAAGGGGCACGUGUGCAGCCCGCGUUGCACAUUGGGCGUUCAGUGGCUGGUCUGCAGCACCAGUCAAGCCCCUGCUGGGUGCUCCCCACGCCCCCGCCGCCCACUGGUCCUGGCUACCAGACCCCGCCAGCCUGCGCAGCAGGUGGUGGGGCUGCAGUGGUCUCCCCACCUCAUCCCACAGCCUGUCACGGAUACCUGGCCUCGGCAGCUGGCCGACUCCACAAGGGGCGCUCUCACCACCCAGGAGAAAGUUCUGGGCUUUUCUGGUUUUAGUUUCCACUCAGCGCUGCGGCAGAGCCCGUAGCGGGGGUUAGGGGCUCCCCAGCUUCAGGGACCCCCAAGUCACGAUGCAAUGGGCCGCUGUUUGGGGGGUUCACUUCAUUAGGGGAGUGAGCCGGCAGUGACUCGUUCAGUGAGGAUGACGUGGUUCACUGGCAUUACCAAUUCCACGGACACAAGCUUGAGCAAACCCCAACACAGCGAAGGACAGGGAGGCCUUGCGGGGUCCGUGGGGUCACGACCUAGUGACUGAGCAACGACAAUAAACCGCUGUCUGUCUUGACCCUUAAGAGGGCCCUACAGGAACUGGGCUUUACCCUUGGCUCAGCCUCAAUCCUCGUUUAAGUCCAUUCCAUCUGACCUAAUGGCCACAUCAGAGGAAGCUGAGCAGGCGUGACGAGCUCUGAGCUCCCAAACGUGCCUUGCUGGGUCCAGCGGACUCGAGGCCUGAGUGGGUCCCCCCACGAGCCCCAGGGCUGUGCGGCUCCUUUAGGUGCCAAGAACCACCCUGAGCUGGAUGAAGGGCCCGCUUCCGUCCUGAGGUGGUUUUCCUGACACCUCUGAUGACUUAAGGGUGGCAUCAGUUUCUUAUUUCCGGGUUUAUCAGCCUCACUAGAUUUAAAGGUGAACGUCACUUUGAGUCCUUUACUUUCCUCUCAUCCUUGAGUAUCUGGGGCCCUGGUCCUCCUCGGUGGGGGUCAGGAAGCGCACGUCUGCAGGCCCCGGAAGCAGAGCUGCAGAAUGAGGCCCGCGCGGCGGCCCACCUGUCGCUCCGGGAGCUGCCCCUGCACCCACUUCAGUGGCGCUCAGGCCCCAGGGUGAAGCUGCAGGCUCCCAGACCCGACUUGGCCUGGCCCAGGCCAGGUGGGGGAGUGUGGCCUCUCCAACUGGGUGACCCUGUGGGGUGGGGGCCAUGCACAAACAGGACCAGAAGGCUGGCGUCUGUACCAGGAAGAAGGGCGGUACAUUGGCUCAUUUUGGUGGCCCCUGGGCAGAGCUGGCCCCGUGUCACCCCACCACAUGCUCCAGUCUGCUUCCACUCAGCGCUGGGUGACCAUGCCUGCACCUUAUUCGAAUCGAGUUCACAUGGGGAGACCAGCUAUCAGGCUUCCAAGCUGGGGCCACUGCAAACGCCCCCCCAGCCCUGUGCCAGGUGGCUCAGACCUACUGCUGUUUGAUGGAGAACUUCCAGAGACUCCGGGAAGGGUGGCCCUGUCUCUGCAGGCGUGCCGGUGUCAGGAUCAGAUCUGGUGCCGUCCAUGGCGCAGGCCCCCGCUCCCCGCUGCAGGCUGCGGGGCUAGGAACCAGCAUGGAGCCCGGGUUCCCGCAGGGGGCAGGCAGUCGCGGCCAGGGGAGAACCCGGGCUGAGGUGCGUCAGCAGGGCGGGCCGGGCCAGGCAUGCCGGCCCCCCCGGGUCCUGUAAGCUGAUGCCACUGCCAGAACCAGCGCAGCCCAGCCACAGCUGCAGACCUUGCCAGCCGAUGGCUGGGGGGAAGUGGUUGGAGCCGCGCUCUGCAGCUGAGCGUGGCUGCCCUGUGGAGCCUCAGGGGAGUCCAGUCUCGGGGCCGGUGGUCCUGGAUGUCUGUGGAACACAGAGGGGAGAGGGAGCCCACCAAGAGGAAGCACUUCCAGGACCAGGUCCAGAAGCUGGCCUGACGUGCUUCCUGCAUCAGUGGCCUGCCGAGAGCCGGUUGCAGGGUCAACGCGCCGAGCUUGCCUGCGCUGCCCCCGGGCCUCUGCCUGGCUGCUGACGCCUGUGCUCUGCGUCCCUCAGGGAGAAACAAA
Molecule: messenger RNA, 3162 nt
Organism: Bubalus bubalis (water buffalo)
Lineage: Eukaryota; Metazoa; Chordata; Mammalia; Artiodactyla; Bovidae
Gene: MZT2B
Product: mitotic spindle organizing protein 2B
Exons: 3
Coding region: 300-1412 (370 amino acids)
Cellular component (GO): spindle; centrosome
Source: RefSeq, a predicted model, not a curated record